Molecule: messenger RNA, 1512 nt
Organism: Magnusiomyces paraingens
Lineage: Eukaryota; Fungi; Ascomycota; Dipodascomycetes; Dipodascales; Dipodascaceae
Exons: 1
Coding region: 1-1512 (503 amino acids)
Biological process (GO): proteolysis
Molecular function (GO): metallocarboxypeptidase activity; zinc ion binding
Source: RefSeq, a predicted model, not a curated record
AUGAAAACAAUUAGCGUCGCCUGCAAGACCGUAUUGCUGGCGAUGGUUGCGGGGUCCGCGGCAGCGGCGUCCGGGACUGGUGCGGCAGCCACCGGUCUGGAACAAACGGUGUUUUCCGCAGUGAAGGACAAGCUGAGCGGGCUUUUCUGGAGGGUAGGGCAGCAGCCAUUAGAAGAGGAGGUAGAAGAGGAAGUUAAAGAAAAAGAGGGGUACGUUCCGGACUGGUCGCAAUAUGAAGACGAGACGGUGCUGCGGUUUAACUGGACUACGGCGCGUGAGCGUAAGGCCUUUGUCGACGCCACCAAGACGCUUGUUUUGGAUGUGUGGCGCGUGGGCAAGCACUCUGGCGACGUGAGGUUGCACCAGGCACGAGUUCCCAACCUGUUGCGAUUGCUGCCUAAGUCAUUGCGGCGCGCGGAGUCCCGACGGGUCAUGAUUGCUGACCUUGAACACGCAGUUCACAGCACCCAGCCAGAGUCACGCGAGGUGGUUGACUUUUCGACCAAAAGUUCGAUGGACAUUCAAACAGUGUCUGAACUGUUUUUCAGUGACUUCCGGUCGCUAGAAUCGAUUUACCAAUGGCUCGACAUUCUUGAGGAAACUUUCCCGGAACAGGUGCGCACAGAGGUCAUUGGCAAGACACACGAAGGUAGAGAUAUCCGAGUGUAUCACUUGUACUCUUCGCAGCGCAAUGUAUCUGGGAAAAAGAAGACGAUUGUUAUUACAGGAGGAACCCAUGCACGUGAGUGGGUUUCUGUUUCUACAGUUCUGUACUCACUUUAUACUUUGCUUGUUCAUCAUGGGUCUCGCGGUAAUGGUGCAGGAGGAGAGGAUAAUAUUCUUGAUAAGCUUGAUUUCUUGAUUGUGCCUGUGCUCAACCCAGACGGAUACGUAUACACAUGGGAACAUGACCGGUUGUGGCGCAAGAACCGCCAGGAUACUGGUGUGCCUUUGUGUCGGGGAAUUGACAUUGACUCGUCAUUCCCGUAUCACUGGAAACCAUCGAUGGGUACGCCAUGCAGCGAGGGCUACGCAGGGCAGGCUGCUUUGGAGGCCGAAGAGGCUCGCGCAUUUACGAAAUAUAUUAAUGCGACUUCUGAACGUCACCAGUACUUCGGGUACCUUGACUGGCACUCAUACUCGCAGACGAUUCUGCACCCGUACGGAUACUCGUGCAAGGAAACACCUCGGGACGCCGAGAACCUGCUUGAGCUUGCGUACGGUAUGGCGCGAGCUAUUCGGUGGUCAUCUGGGAAGAUGUACUCCGUACUGCCGUCGUGCGAGGAUCGGGAGUAUGAUCCUGACGAUAGCGAGGGUGGAUGUGCGCUAGACUACAUGUAUAAGAUGCAUGCUAUUUGGGCGCUGCAGAUUAAGCUACGAGACACCGGGAACCAUGGGUUUUUGUUGCCCAAGAAGUUUAUUGUGCCGGUUGGGGAGGAGAUUUUCAGUGCAUUAAGGUACUUUUGUGAUUUUAUUUUGAAUCCGGAGGAUGAGUCUUAUGGGUCGAAUUAG